Molecule: messenger RNA, 200 nt
Organism: Nematolebias whitei (Rio pearlfish)
Lineage: Eukaryota; Metazoa; Chordata; Actinopteri; Cyprinodontiformes; Rivulidae
Product: SLC35A4 upstream open reading frame protein
Source: RefSeq, a predicted model, not a curated record
AGGGCAGCUCUGUGUUGGGGUCUCCGUUUCUGAAGGGCUUCUUGGCCGGCUAUGUGGUGGCCAAGCUCCGCUCCUCGGCCUUCCUGGGAGUGCUGCUGGGAACAGCCACUGGUAUUUACGCAGCACAGAACUACCAGGUGCCUAACGUUGAAAGGACCAUUAAAGAGUUUAUGAACGGACUGAAAAAGGGGCCAAAGUGA